AUGGAUUUCGCGAACUCCGCCAGCCGCGACGUCGUUCAAGGGGGGAAUAAUCACUCAGAAUCUGUUAAAGAGGAUCAUGAGACAACUUGUUGGGGUUGUGGACUUCGUGUCCUUGUUUCUCCUUUUGCAUCUGCUUUUAAAUGCGGCUGGUGCGGAGCUAUAACAAGACAAAAUGCUGUAAAAAUUGAGAGCAAUGACUGGUGGUGGAGACGGUUACGCGAUCGUUGUUUUGUCGGCAUUGUUAUUAUAUUUAUGGCUUUUUUUAUAUGUGCUGGCAUCAUUGCUAUUUAUCCUGUAGCCUUUUCAAUUAGUUUCUUUUGUGGCGUUUUCCACUUGACUGUAGCGGUGAUGUUAUCUAUUUCUUCUUUAUCUUUAUUUUCCCUUUCUGCAUUUCGGCCUGCUGGUUCUCCUCCAAUGAUCCUUUGGGGUAGCUAUCCAACCGUGGGAAGAGGUGGACUGGUGAAUUAUACCUUCUGCCACUAUUGCUCUAGGCCAAAACCACCAAGGACACACCACUGUCGUACAUGCGGGAUGUGCAUAUUGAAUAUGGAUCACCACUGCCCUUUUAUUGGGAACUGCGUAGGUGCUGCAAACCACCGAGUUUUUAUUCUCUUUCUCAUCUCUUCUGUCAGCAGUAUGCUUUAUGUUGCCAUUUGGACUUCUUAUACUGCACUAUAUAUCUGGCCAUCUCUUGACCAUAGGUCUGUCAAUCUGUUGAACGGCUUUGUUGAUAGAGAAUUGGUUGUAGGAGUCUUAAAAGAAGAGAUUAUUGCUCUACUGAGAUCAACAAUGUUCCUAUCCAUGAGAGGACUUGUUCUUGUUUACCUACUAAUUGCUAGUAUUUCAGUGGGCUUUGGUUUGAGUGUUCUCUUGUGGCAGCAGCUUGGAUACAUAUAUGUUGGAAAGACCUACUUAAGCCAUCUAAGUGCAGUGAAUAAUGAAGAAACGGUUGAAAAGGAUUGCCGAAAUCUUAUAAAGUUCUUUAGUUAUCACCAAAGUGCAGCAACAUAUUUUCCAACUGAUUGGAAAUCAAGCAAAAGUCAUAAGAAGUAGACAUUUCAAGGGUGGAUGAAUCACUUUGAAAUCAACUCCAUGAACUCGCAUGGUCUACUCUCAUCUUAUCCAG
Andrographis paniculata is the source of this 1126-nucleotide messenger RNA. RefSeq names its product protein S-acyltransferase 11-like. The coding region runs from base 1 to 1053 and encodes 350 amino acids. Lineage: Eukaryota; Viridiplantae; Streptophyta; Magnoliopsida; Lamiales; Acanthaceae. Gene Ontology annotation, molecular function: palmitoyltransferase activity. The transcript has 4 exons. The record is from RefSeq and is a predicted model, not a curated record.